Molecule: messenger RNA, 1926 nt
Organism: Microtus ochrogaster (prairie vole)
Lineage: Eukaryota; Metazoa; Chordata; Mammalia; Rodentia; Cricetidae
Gene: Ccdc181
Product: coiled-coil domain containing 181
Molecular function (GO): microtubule binding
Source: RefSeq, a predicted model, not a curated record
AGACCGAAGAGACGCGCCGUUGCCAUGGCAGCCGGGUGCUGGUUGCAUCAGGAGCCAGCCCGGGGGUGUCACCCUUGCCUCACCAGAGCUUAGAAAAGGAGAGCAUUGUUCAUUGACAAGUGGAGAAAUGGAUGAAAGUAAAUCGAUAGAUUCAAAAGAAAGUGGGGAAUAUGAGGAUGACUUUGAGAAGGACCUGGAGUGGUUGAUCAAUGAUAAAGAAAAAAGUAAUGGCGGCAUAAUAGAGAUGACUUGCAAGAAGGAAGACGAUCUUGACCAGGAAUUAAAAGAGGAUGAACCAGAAACAGAACACAGCCAACAGCUCUCUGAUCCAGAUAAACCCUUAAAGGACGAGGCCUCCCUCAGAAGAAAUGACUUCAUUUCCGUCCCAAGCAUUCAGCCCUUGGAUCCCAUAUCAGACUCAGACAGUGAGAACUCCUUCCAGGACUUCAAACAGGAAAAUCAGAGAGAGCUGGAGGAAGAAGAGGACGAGGAAGUAAGGAGAUAUAUUAUGGAGAAAAUUAUAGAGGCGAACAAGAUCCUACAGAAUCAAGAGCCUGUGAAUGAUAAAAGGCAGCGAAAACUGAAGUUCAAGGACAAGUUAGUUGAUUUAGAAGUCCCACCAUUAGAAGACAGCGACACUUGCCAAACUUUCUCAGAAAACGAAAACAAUAUGUCUGGAAAACUGUCUCAGCUAUGCAUUUCUGGUGAACUAGGACAAGAGAAGGUGGUCCUGUCAGUUCCUGACAGGAGCUGUGAAGACAACGAUAGGAAGAUACUGGUAGAGAGAGAUGGGAAGUUUGAACUUAUGAAUUUACAAGACAUCGAGAGUCAGGGCUUUCUGCCUCCCAUUAAUAGUGCUAACAGUACAGACAAUGAAACCCCCCAGUUGCCGCUCAGGUCUCCCACCCCGUCUGCUGGUGGUGUCAAGAAAGAAGAGCCUGCAGCAAAGGUUCACACUGUGGCUGUCUCCCCAACAGAGGAGCCACUGGCUCAAGUCCCUCAGCCACCACCCAACCCCAAGAUUCGUCCAAGCUCUGCUGUCAACCCAGAUCUAAAUAAAAGAAGCAGGAGAUGUAAUCACAGGAUACAGUCUGCCAAUGUCUCUCCAGUGACCUCAACGUAUUGUCUGUCGCCACGGCAGAAAGAACUCCAAAAGCAGCUAGAACGGAAGAGAGAAAAGCUAAAGAGGGAGGAAGAACAACGCAAAAUAGAGGAAGAGAAUGAGAAGAAGAAAGAGAACGAGAUGGUGUUCAAAGCAUGGCUACAGAAGAAAAGAGAGCAGGUCAUCGAGAUGCGGAGAGUCCAGCGGGCCAAGCAGAUCGAAGACAUGAACAGCAGGGUGAGAGACGUCCCCUGUGAGACCCAGCAUCAGAUACAGAAGGGAGUCAGGAGGAGGAAUCGGGGCCCAAGCCUAGCCCUGCAGAAGCAGGUGAACCGAGACCCACAAGCGGCCUUCCGAUUAUGGCUUAAGAAAAAGCACGAGGAGCAGAUGAGAGAAAGGAAGACAGAGGAGCUCAGGAAGCAGGAGGAGUGUUUGUUCUUCCUGAGAGGAACAGAGGGCCGUGAGCGGGCCUUUAAACAGUGGCUCAGAAGAAAACAGAUAGAAAAACUAGCCGAGCAACAGGCUGUCAAAGAGAGAGCCAGGCAGCUCCGGCUGGAAGCACGGCGCUCCAAGCAGCUACAGAGCAACCUGUACAACAUGCCCGAAGCCAAGUCUUUCCGCUUUACUGACCACUACAACUGAAGCUGUCUGGGAAAGCCUGUAUUGAAAACUGCUGUCACCAGAGUUUUGGAUGUCAUUUCCCAUGGAGCCUGUGUCUUGACAAUACUUGAAAUUACAGAGUGGGUUUUGUCUUUUGGUAAUGCUGAUGGUGAAUUUUUAUUGUCUUCACGCUAGCACAAAAUAAACGUCUCUCAAGUGUUGAA